This is a messenger RNA of Mercurialis annua (annual mercury), 1445 nucleotides long. RefSeq lists its product as uncharacterized. The transcript has 2 exons. The record is from RefSeq and is a predicted model, not a curated record. Gene Ontology annotation, cellular component: cytosol. The coding region runs from base 297 to 1256 and encodes 319 amino acids. NCBI's taxonomy places the organism in Eukaryota, Viridiplantae, Streptophyta, Magnoliopsida, Malpighiales, Euphorbiaceae. Gene Ontology annotation, molecular function: protein-folding chaperone binding.
GAACUCAAUUUUUACAGUUACCAAUUUCCAAUUCCACAACAAAUUACUAUUACCAGUCGGCCUUGUCGAUUCUGUAUUUGUGUGUUACAAAUAAGUCUCUGACCCACACCUAUGCCACCAACAUUUCUUCUUUAAGAAUAUCAGACACAACUCACCAAAUCUUCCAACAAACAAACAAACGCGUCAUCAAAUCAAAGCUAUCCCUUCACUUUUCAAACUCCACCAAAACUCAGCCUUAACCACCCGGCUCACCGUAUUGUCCGUCGCCGACAUUAAAGAAUCCAAAUUAUUUUCUGAUGGGUGUUGAUUACUUCAGUGUACUGAAGGUGAACCGAAGAGCCAACGAUGACGAGCUCAAAAAAGCAUACAAAAGACUAGCAAUGAAGUGGCAUCCUGACAAGAACCCUGUUUACAAGACAGAAGCUGAGGCUAAGUUUAAGCAAAUAUCUGAAGCUUAUGAUGUUCUUAGCGAUCCGCAAAAGCGUCGAAUCUAUGAUCUUUAUGGAGAAGAGGGGUUGAAGAGCUUUGAAUUUGGUGCUGAUGUGCCGCAGACGCCGCCAAAUGGGGGAUUCGGGUUUAACUCGAGGGAUCCCAAUGAUAUUUUUAAUGACUUUUUUGGUGGAUCCGGCGGCGGUGGGAGUGUCAAGAGUGGGUUCUAUCGGAAUGGGGAAAUGGGGAAUCAUGGUGUUAAGAAAGUUGCGGCUAUUGAGAGUAAGUUGUUGUGUGGUUUGGAGGAGCUUUACAAAGGUACGAAAAGAAAAGUCAAGAUUUCUCGCUCUGUUCCUGACGAAUUCGGUAAGCCGAAAAUUGUAGAUGAAAUAUUGAAGAUAGAAAUAAAAGCAGGGUGGAAGAAAGGCACGAAGAUCACUUUUCCUGAGAGAGGAAAUCAAGAAGCUGGCGGUGUAGUUGCUGCCGAUGUUAUUUUCGUGGUGGACGAAAAGCCGCAUGCUGUUUUCAAGAGAGAUGGAAAUGAUUUGAUAGUCAAUCAGAAAAUUUCCCUACUUGAAGCUCUUACAGGGAAGACUUUUGAUUUAACGACGUUGGACGGAAGAUAUCUUACAGUUCCUGCGACGGAUAUUAUCAAACCAGGCUAUGAGGUGGUGAUUUCGGAUGAAGGAAUGCCGAUUUCUAAACAACCGCACAAGAGAGGUAACCUUAUAAUCAAAUUUGAUGUUACAUUUCCGUCGAUACUCACUGCACAACAGAAAUCUGAUCUCAAGAGGGUCCUGGGGGGAAACGUCGUCGUGGAUCGUUAGUUCAGAGUUCAAAUUGUUGUAUGGUAGGUUAAUUAAGUGUAAAUACAUUACGUGUUCCCCAGUAUUCUUGGUGGAGUAAGUUUGUGCAUAGUAGGUAUUCAUAGCAUUUAAAGCACUGUUGUUAAUGUGUUACUGCUACUGAUUAAAAUUUGUGUACAAGUGAUCUGCUUUUAGUGUUUUUGCUUUGAA